UUCCUCGCCGCUGAUUGGCUGGCGGCGGCGGCGGCCCGUAGCGGUGGCUCCCUUCCCGCUUUCCCCCGCCGCUCCCGGCCGCGCCGCCAGCCGCCAAGAUGGCGUCGGCCCUGGAGCAGUUCGUCAACAGCGUCCGGCAGCUCUCGGCUCAAGGGCAAAUGACCCAGCUUUGUGAACUGAUCAAUAAAAGUGGAGAACUGCUAGCAAAAAAUCUUUCCCAUCUGGAUACAGUGCUUGGUGCCCUGGAUGUGCAGGAACACUCAUUAGGCGUUCUUGCUGUCUUGUUUGUGAAGUUUUCUAUGCCCAGCAUCCCUGACUUCGAAACGUUAUUCUCACAGGUGCAGCUUUUUAUCAGCACUUGUAAUGGGGAACACAUUAGAUAUGCAACAGACACUUUUGCUGGCCUGUGCCACCAGUUAACAAAUGCCCUUGUGGAGAGAAAACAGCCCCUGCGAGGAAUUAGCAUUCUCAGACAAGCCAUAGACAAGAUGCAGAUGAACACAAACCAGCUGACCUCAAUACACGCAGAUCUCUGCCAGCUCUGUUUGUUAGCAAAAUGCUUUAAACCUGCCCUCCCGUAUCUAGAUGUGGACAUGAUGGAUAUUUGUAAAGAGAAUGGGGCAUAUGAUGCGAAGCACUUUUUAUGUUACUACUACUAUGGUGGGAUGAUAUACACUGGGCUAAAGAACUUUGAAAGAGCACUCUACUUUUAUGAACAGGCAAUAACUACUCCAGCCAUGGCAGUCAGUCAUAUUAUGUUGGAAUCAUAUAAAAAGUAUAUUCUAGUUUCUUUGAUACUACUUGGCAAAGUUCAGCAGCUACCAAAAUACACUUCCCAGAUAGUUGGUAGAUUCAUUAAGCCCCUUAGCAAUGCUUACCAUGAAUUAGCGCAAGUUUAUUCAACCAAUAAACCCUCGGAGCUUCGAAAUCUGGUGAACAAACACAGUGAAACAUUCACAAGGGAUAACAAUAUGGGGCUGGUUAAGCAAUGCUUGUCAUCUCUCUACAAAAAGAAUAUUCAGAGGCUAACCAAGACAUUUUUAACAUUGUCAUUACAAGACAUGGCAAGUCGAGUGCAGUUGUCAGGGCCCCAAGAAGCAGAAAAAUACGUCCUCCACAUGAUAGAAGAUGGUGAAAUCUUUGCAAGUAUUAAUCAGAAAGAUGGUAUGGUCUGUUUCCAUGAUAAUCCUGAAAAAUACAACAAUCCAGCUAUGCUUCAUAACAUUGAUCAGGAGAUGCUGAAAUGUAUAGAGCUUGAUGAACGACUGAAAGCCAUGGAUCAAGAGAUCACUGUGAACCCUCAGUUUGUGCAGAAGAGUAUGGGCUCUCAAGAAGAUGACUCAGGGACCAAACCAUCCAGUUAUUCCUGAAAUUCAUGUUGCUCACCACUCCGCUUUCAAGUAAAAGCUUAUGAAAGAAUCACGCCUGGAAUAGGGCAUUGAGGAGUUCCACGAAGAGAGCAGAGAGAACUGAGCUUUGCUUUUCACCUGGACUUAAGAAAAUAAAAGAACACCCUCUCAGUACUGUACAAUAUCAGAAAUACUCUCUGCAAAGAAAAAGGAAAUCUCAAAAGAAACUUAAAAGUCUGUUGUGGAUUUAUUUAUCUUCAGAUUAACAUCGUUAAUGCAUUAAAUAAUCUACCUUUUGUUUUAAAGGGUUUGAAUGUUGCUGUGUUUCUGUAGCAGUCCUUUUUUUCUCUUCUGAAAAAAAAAAGAGUUAUUCAGGGAAGAAUACAACUAGUGUUGGUUCACUUACAAGAUAAUUACUGGUUCAUUAUUCUGUAUUUAAAGUUGGCUCAAAGUGCAGAUUUAUCAUAUGUAUGGGGGGGGGGGGAGUUUAAGUAAAUUAUCUACAUUAUAAUUUGCAUAUGCCCGGUGUAGCUGGCUGCUGUCUAUUAAAUGAAAUAAGAACCGUGUUCUUCCCAAAAGGACGAGCAUUUUAAUGAGCAUUUUAAGGUAGUUUUGCUGAAAAGCAGAAAUCCAUACGUGACAGCUAUUUAUGAUUUUAAAUUUCUGGUACAAAAUAUCUCCUAAUAACAUUUGCUCUUAGAUCAAACUUAUUAGACCUAAACAAAAGGAUAUUUGAAAGAUCUUGGUGUUCUAGAGGAUUCUAGAUAUGAAGUUGUUCACACCAAAAGAAAUUUAAAUCUUUGUUCCUAUACAAAAGCUAUUCAACAGGCGAAUACUUUUCUGUUGUGGAAGUAAGUGAAGGCCAUGCUAUAGAUCUUUGUUUCCAGAGAAGAUAAUUUGACAUGGAACAUAGAAUUCUAUACAGCUCUCAAAAUGCAGGAUUUUAUUUGGAGAUAAUGUGCUGGAAUGCCUCCUGGUUUUUAAUUCACUAUUUUAAACAUAAAAAACUUUGUUGUUGGCUUCUUUAAGUGCUUCACCCCUUAAAUCAAUAGGGUUUUUAAUUUUCUGUAGCUCUCAUGUAUCUGAAGAUUCUCACUGUUAAAACACCUUUGAAACACUUUUGUGUCGGUGCAAAUCUCCUACUAUCAGGCAUAAAUAAAACCUGUCACCAAGUCAGAAUGCAAGAAUGCUUAAACGCCUGCCCGGGAGCUGCUUGCUGCUGCUAACCUGCCGGCUUUUGUUCAGGAGCCCAAGCGGGAGCUGAGCGUUUCUGGCUCUUGCCCUGGGAAGCUUCUGUGUAUCCAGGUCACCCGUAGUUGAAAAUACUCCGUUUGUGCUUCCAGUACUGACACGGAGCUCUUGGGGUUUUCAUUUAAAGCUGGUGUCUUAAUUCUAGCAGAGCCUCUGUGGCAGUGGUGUGCUUUCUAGUCGAAGGGAAAUGCCCCCAGGUUGUUCUCUAGGCGUGGUGAAUGACGUUUUUAAACGUAUAAAAUAGCAGUUUAGUAUUGAGCAGAGCAUAGGUCCAUAGUGGUAGUAGCUCACCAUUAAGUACUUGUGCUUCCUAUCAUAGAGACUUCCAUAUUCGAAGGCAACUUUUACACCUGAUCUUAAAGCAAAAUCUUGGGUUUUUUUUUUUUUCAUAACUUGCCUUACCGGUCUUGCAAUUAAAGAUAUUUAUGAUUUUGAAAGUUUGUUUUUUUUUUUUUUUUUUUUUCUCCAAGUUAAUCCUGCAGUGAUUUCAAUGCUGAACAUGCUUAUGCAAUUUUCUCCUCUGGUACUGUGGGAGUGUUAAAUUAGUAUAUUAGUAAUGCGGUGGGCUCAAGCACAAGGCUGAGUUGUCGAAGUGUUUACAGCAGUGCGCGGCAGUCAUAGAAAGGACUGCAAACGACUAACCCCGGCCUGCCACUGAGCCAAAAAUGUGGAUGGCUUGCCACUCGUUGCCAAGGGCUUACUUGCAGGGGGGGGAGAAUGUAUACAGGAUGCUUUCAUGAAGUUGGAGAAGAACCAUAAACCUCCACUUUGCAGUGGCUGAGCUUUUCUACCACCUAGUUCCUCUUAGUGAGCGUGGAUUUACCUGCUGAGAGCUGCAGGAUGGCUUUCUGCCUGUGGAAUUGGCAACAAACUAAUACAUGCAGCUGGCAAACAGCAGCUAUGUUAUCUUUUUUGCCUAAAGUAGAUAAAAUAAAUCCAUGCUCACAUCAAAAGAAUGGUAGAAAUAGCUAUGUAAUAGUUUCAAAUGAUAUAUUACGCUUGCUCUUAAUCUGAUUUUUAAGAGGGCAAAUGCUUUUAAGGUUAGAGAACUGCUAAGGUUCCUUUCUCACGUGGAUAGUUGUGCUGUUCAGCUGUGAUUGCUGUUGAAAAUUCAAAGUCGGGUCCCACCUGUAGAAUCAGUAGAGAUAAAGCAUUCACCAAAAGUGCUUCGGGGAAGGGCUUUUAAGUAAUAAGUUUGAUAAACACAUACGGUCUGGCGUCUGCAUGUCUUGAGAUACUGUUGAAAUUAAGUCAGAUUUUUAAUGAAGUAGCUCCUUCAAGUCUUGGAACUAUAACUGCAUGGGCUGUGGUCAGCUGAGACGCUUUGAGCACACUUGAGCUUUCUGGUUUUAAUUUGUAUUUAUUGCAGGGAAGGACUUUUGAUCAAUUAUGAGAACACUGUGUGCUAUGCUCCUCUGAACUUAAAGAGUCUCAGAGGUCCUGUGGCUUGUUCUUCCCGUCAAGCAUGGCCACAAGAUGUGUUCACGAAAUACCGACUGCAUGCUUUGAUCUCUAACUCCUAAUUUCAUGCAUCUGAAUUGCCAAGGUCUAAAAUGCAGUUCCGAGGGUAGCACUAGACUUGCAGCUACACUUCUUAGCCACAGGAGGGGUCUCCAGUUAUGCUUAGCAGGUAAUGAAACGGUUUGAAGAAGACAUAGUUAGAAGCUGUUUGUGUUCAACCACCUCUCCUGGUUUUGUGCCACCGAGGAGCCCCCGUUAGCCACCUCUGCAAACACUCCUGUAGCACCGCUCUUGCCUAGCUCCAGCCGCCUCCUUCCAUACAACUUCCUUUCUCUGUUCUACAGCACCACCGCCACCCGUUGUAUGUGUUGUCGUAGGCGAUCUGUAUAAUCUAGGAAAUGUUUUCUGCAUGGCCAAACUGGCUGAGGAGGUUAGCCCUGAGAAGUUGUUUAAAUGUACUAUUGGAAAAUAAAGAUAACAAACGAGU
Molecule: messenger RNA, 4548 nt
Organism: Chroicocephalus ridibundus (black-headed gull)
Lineage: Eukaryota; Metazoa; Chordata; Aves; Charadriiformes; Laridae
Gene: COPS3
Product: COP9 signalosome subunit 3
Exons: 12
Coding region: 99-1370 (423 amino acids)
Biological process (GO): ubiquitin-dependent protein catabolic process
Cellular component (GO): COP9 signalosome
Source: RefSeq, a predicted model, not a curated record